Messenger RNA from Yamadazyma tenuis ATCC 10573, 705 nucleotides. It is a transcript of the gene RRP46, whose product is annotated as exosome non-catalytic core subunit. The record is from RefSeq and is a predicted model, not a curated record. Gene Ontology annotation, biological process: rRNA catabolic process; nuclear mRNA surveillance; U4 snRNA 3'-end processing. NCBI's taxonomy places the organism in Eukaryota, Fungi, Ascomycota, Pichiomycetes, Serinales, Debaryomycetaceae. Gene Ontology annotation, cellular component: cytoplasmic exosome (RNase complex); nucleolus; nuclear exosome (RNase complex).
AUGCUCUUGAGAACAUCUGUUUUGGAGAAUGUGGAUGGGUCUGCCGAACUCACCAACGGCCGUACCAAGGUGUUGGUGUCUGUGAGUGGUCCUAUAGAACCCAAAAUCAAGCAGGAACUCCCAAAUUUAGCAAGUUUGGAAAUUAUAUUGAGACCUUCGAUUGGCACCGCCAAUACCAGAGAAAACCUAUUAACUGACAAGUUGAGAUCCAUAUUAUCAAGUCUCAUUAUAAGGCACAAGUAUCCCAGGCAACUCAUCCAGGUGGUCGUACAGGUGUUGAGCCUCGAGACUGACGCCGUCGUUAUCAACAAUUUUGAAAAUACCGUGGACGAUUUGAAGGUAUUUAACAUUGAAUUUACAGACAUCAUCAAUUGCUGUUACUUUGCAUUGUUGGACUCCAAUAUCUUCUUGUAUGAGUCGUUCAUCGGCGUGAGCCAAUCUGUUCUGGAGGAUAAGCUGAUUAUAAAUACUCCUGAACUUUCUGACCUUAUACACUCAAAAUCCCACCAUUUGUUGGUGUUUUCGAUUGUUGAUAGUAAGCCAAGCAAAAUCGUCUACGCUGAUUCAAAGGGUGAGUUUAGCAAACAGGAGUUGUUUGAAGUUAUGGAUAACGGGUUCAAAAUUGCAGGUGCCAAUUUUACUGAGUUCAGACAACUUGUGGAGAAGAAGAUAGAGGACGACUUUGUGUGGAAGCAAGAGGCAUAA